UCCUCCCGGAAGUGUGUGGUUUCUAAGGAGCAGGAAGCGGACCGCUGUGGGAACAGGUGCAGCGGACCUCAGGCCCUUGGACGAAGUGGCCAUGUCGGCCUUCGACACGAACCCCUUCGCCGACCCGGUGGACGUGAAUCCCUUCCAGGAUCCCUCCGUUACACAGCUGGCAAACGCUAACCAAGGUGGCCUGGAUGAAUUCAAUCCCUUCUCUGAGAGCUCUCGGCUGACGAACGCAGGCCAGACUGUCCCGGCAACGCAGCCCGGCGGGCCUUCGCAGCCUGCGGUGCUGCAGCCGUCUGUGGAACCCACUCCCCAGUCUGUUGCCUCAGCAGCACAGGCUGGGCUCCUUCAGCAGCAAGAAGAGCUGGAAAGGAAAGCAGCGGAGUUGGACCGAAAGGAGCGCGAGCUACAGAACAGCGCAGCGGGCUUCACCCCACGGCAGAACAACUGGCCUCCACUUCCAAAGGCUUGUCCAUUCAAGCCAUGUUUCUAUCAAGACUUCUCUGCAGACAUCCCGUCUGACUAUCAGCGAACUUGCAGGAUGCUCUACUACCUGUGGAUGUUUCACUCGGUUACCCUGCUACUAAACCUGCUUGCCUGCCUGGCGUGGUUCACGGUUGAGUCCGAGAGAGGAGUAGAAUUCGGCCUGUCCAUCCUGUGGUUGGUUUUGUUCACCCCCUGCGCUUUCCUCUGUUGGUAUCGGCCAAUUUACAAGGCUUUCAGGUCUGACAGUUCCUUCAGUUUCUUUGUGUUCUUCUUCAUAUUUCUGUGCCAAAUAGUCAUCUACGUCAUCCAGGCCGUCGGUAUACCUAGGUGGGGGAACAGCGGCUGGAUUUCAGCCCUCUCGGUGACCGGGACCAACCUGGCCGUCUCGAUUAUCAUGAUGGUGGUGGCUGCGUUCUUCACGGUCUGUGCUGUUCUUUCCCUCGUCCUGCUGAAGCAGGUUCAUUCUCUGUAUCGCCGGACAGGCGCCAGCUUCCAGAGAGCCCAGGAGGAGUUCUCCCAAGGCAUCCUCACCAACAGGAACGUCCAGAACGCCGCUGCCGGGGCCGCCUCCGCAGCUGCUCAGGGUGCUUUCCGGGGGAACUGAAGCCUCCUAUUUGGGGCUUUCACCUCGUUCCCUUCCACACUUGCUCUAAUCACUCCCUGGUCUCCAGGAUGCUCUUUCCGGAUGCUCUUUCCCAUGGGUACCAGGCUUAACUCCAAGAUGCUUUGCAAGGAGAGGUUUCUCUCGAGCAUUCCCUGGCCUGCCCCAGUGUGUUGUUGGCAGGAAGAGCCAGGGCCAAGGGCAGUGUUUUGUCUUUGGCGUGGAGGCGUCCUUCCUUCAAUCAAAUAUAUUUUCCCUUAGACCUGGUUGCGUGCAACGUUUAUUUCACCUCCCCCUUCCUUCCUUUCAUCGCAGGGGUGUGGCAGAACCACUUUUGCACUCUUUAGCUUCUCUUCCGCUGGGAGCUGCUGAAAGGAAGGGGUCCUGCCACCCCUGUUUAACAUAGCCCCAUUAAGGGUACUAACAGCGGUCACUGUACUUCUUGGGUUUUGUUUUUAUUUUGGGGGAUUUUUUUAAAAUACAUUUUAAUUAGCUGCUGAUUUUUCACUGCCAGCAUAUGAGGGAUGUCUGGCACACAGUUUUGGUGCACACACAAAUUGAGAAACACACUUCUUGCUUAAUCACACACACACACACACACACAGUUAAAUGCAGCUGGACCGACAGGACAUUAUUGUCCACGGCUCCCACCCUGCAGGCAAUGGGGGCUUUCCUCCAUAUUCUAGAUGCGUCCUUCACUGUAGCCUUAAAAUUUGGGUGAAAAGGGACAUGGGAGAUGGCAGCUCCGUUGCCAUCUAGGAGUCAUGGGUGACCUAGCCAGGAUGCUUGCCUUGGGAUCCAAGUUGCAGAUGGGGGAAGCGGAUUAAACCAUCAAAUUGACUUCAAAGGAAGGGACAAUGAACUGCAGCAUCCUUAGACUUCGCAAUGAUCCGGAGCUAAUUUCAAUGUCUGCCAUAAUUUCCGCUUUCAAGUGUUUCUCCUCUCCCAUAUCCAGUUGCCUAUUGCCCUCUCUUGAGAGUCUGGGGCUCAAAGGAUUCUGGGAGACAGGAAAGACUUGUCAAAAGAGAGAGGAUGUUAGCUGAAGCCGGUGUUUUCUUAAAAGUGGGCUGAUAUAAACCUCCCUUCAUCCCAUUCCCCGUGGCUGCAUUUUUGAACUGUUUGGCUCUGGCGCUCUUUGAGGAACAGCUCGCCUGAAACUGCAGCAUAUCCAGUGUGAUUCAUGCAAAGUGCAUUCACCUGGCACAGUUUUCUACCCCGGACAAAUGGCCAGUUCCACAAUGUUUCUAGAUAUUCCACCACAGGGAGGGUUCUAUUUAUCCUGAGAAGCUGUGAGGUGGUGGUAUUUCUCUCUCUCUUUGAUUUGCUACACUAAGAAAACCCUUGUCAUAUCGGUGAGUGCCGGAUAUGAAGAAUAUUCGAUGUACUUCCCUCCCAUGAGGGGUGCAGGUGAACGAAUGGAAAGGCCAGGUUGUGCUUCCAAGUUGGUUUGCAAGAGGUGAGAUCAAUGAACCUAGUAACGCCCCUGGAUUGAACGUGCAGACACACCCUUGGCAAGACAUUGAUCUGGGUUUAGUGAAGAUGAAAGAGGUGUGUUUAACCACACUGUUGCGUUUGUGAGAGAUCCGGGAGCUAAACUUGGGCUUCAGAAACGUUUGGCAUAGCUGAAAGUUCUCCUUUAGCCUAGGUAAAGAAAUCAGUGUGGAAUCAAGAAGUAGCUAGGCAUGAGCUGAAGUGAUUGCUUUUGACUAUUGUCCCCAAGAGUUGUGCUGUCUUGGGGAAAAUCUAGAUGACCGGCAAUAUUGCUAUAAGACACAAAUGCAUGUUUAGAGAGAAAAACAUCCUACAACUCCCAGCAUUCCCCCAGCCAGCAUAGCAAUGCUGGGAGUUGUAGUGCGUUUUGCUGUCUAAGGAUGCAUAGGUUUAGGCCCUAAACCAUCUGUCGCUCUCAGUUACUUCUCUAACACUGUGUCUUAAGCGAUUCGGAAUGGAUAUGGAGUUACAACAGAUGUGUGGCCUGCAGGUUACACUCAAUAGCUAUGAAGUACAAGGGGAUAUUCCAAGGAGUAAGACGUUCGAAGUCUUGCUGAUGGUUUUUCUUUGCUUUUGCUCGUUUAUAUGAUCUCAGUGUCUUUCCCUCCCCUAAAAGUAGUUUCCUUGAUUGCUUCCGGACCCCUCUUGAGAGGUUUGAUGUAGCCCAGUACAUCUAAGGGAAAUAUUCCUUGGCCUCUCACUCCCUUUCUUUUUAAUUAUUACUAUUCUUUGAAUUUAUGUAAUGAUGGCAGAAAUGAGAUUUUAAAAAAUGUCUUCCCCUCCUGGGUGCAUUUUCCGUCUCUCUGAUCUUUUUUUUUUUUUUCCCCUCCUCAUGUAAAAAUGUAUAUGUCAAACUUUUUGUGCUUAAAUACAGAAUAAAGAAUGUCAAGACUGUUA
Messenger RNA from Elgaria multicarinata webbii, 3478 nucleotides. RefSeq names its product secretory carrier membrane protein 2 (gene SCAMP2). The record is from RefSeq and is a predicted model, not a curated record. Gene Ontology annotation, biological process: protein transport. Lineage: Eukaryota; Metazoa; Chordata; Lepidosauria; Squamata; Anguidae. The coding region runs from base 92 to 1093 and encodes 333 amino acids. The transcript has 9 exons. Gene Ontology annotation, cellular component: recycling endosome membrane; trans-Golgi network membrane.